AUGAUAUCGGCUGACGAUGAGUGUCUAAGCGGUGAGCAGAGAGACACCGACUUCUCAGCCCCUCGUAGCCCGGAAGAUGUUGUCUACUCGUUAUCAUCUCGGAUCUCUCACCAAGAACUCAGCCCGGAAGCGUCCGUCGGGAGCAGCGCCACCUCAAGCUCGUCGAGCUCGAUGUUCUUGCCCGAAACAUCGGACAGCGAUUUCCAUACCUGGCCGUCCUCGUCGCGCAGCACUGAUUACAUCCCGAGCACCGAUGACAUCAAUCAAGCUCUGGCUCAGUUGACCAGUCGAAGCUGGAGUCAAGAGGUCGAAGAUGAGCCGAUCACCCCGUGCAACGAUUCCACGUACAGUUACGUGAGCGCCGUGAUCCAACAGCUGCAAACGAACAGCUCCACAGCAUCGUCGCCCACGAGCUCGACGUUCACGAGCCCGCGGAGCAGCUCGACAAGGUCGUCUUUCGGAAGAGGUUCCGCUCGUGCCAAACGAUCUUUGUCGCAGUCGCCGAGCGAUUGCUCCUUGGACAUAAACACGAUAAUCCGGCAAUCACCGACGUCUCUGUCAGCCUAUCUGAGCAGUUCUCGGAGCUCGCUGGUCUCUGGAUCUGGUUCGUACGGGCAUCUGUCGGCGAGAAACUCUCUGCAGAAUUCCCCAAAUUCUGAUCAGGGUCCUCGUCGUUUCAGUUUCACAGCGAGCGGCGUAGUCUCUCCCGACCUCGCUCUCCAGGCAAUCCAGGAGCUCGAGCAGGCUUCGUACAGAGGGGACGAGCUGGUCGAUGCAAACUUAGCUGUGAUAGAACAACAGCCGCUACGAGAGAAGCCGCCGUAUUUCGAUCAUCAAUUCAUUCCUCCGGCUCCACCUCCGACCGUCUCGAACCAGCAAUCUCCGUCUCAGAUGCCUCCUUUGCGACAUUGCUCCAGCAUGGAGAGACUCCUCCGCUCUCAGAUAAGUUUCGACAUGGAUGACGAUGACGACAAUUUCGACACGCAGCUGGCGCCUUCCACGGUCGCUCCGGAACCGGCGAGACCUCCUCCGUCCUACGACGAACACUGUCAGAUGGCUCAGCAGAGGAGAUGGCACCACCACAAAGUGAAUUCGACCGACUCGCUGCCUUCGAAUUACUCAUCGUUCGACUCGUCGGGGAGUGAUUUCGCGACAGAGCUUGACGCAACCUCAGGAGGAAGCGAUGCUCAGAGAUGCUACGACUGUUUGUGGCAGGACUGCGGGAGCCCUUUCGACGAUCAGGAAGAUUUGGUUCGACACAUCGAGAGCAUUCAUGUGGAGGGUCACCGCGGCGUCGGGGAUGAUUUCGUCUGCCACUGGGCUGAAUGCCCUCGGAGGAAGAAAGCUUUCAACGCCCGCUACAAGCUCCUGAUUCAUAUGCGAAUACAUUCCGGAGAAAAGCCGAACAAGUGCUCGUUCGAUGGUUGCAAUAAGUCAUUUUCACGGUUGGAAAAUUUAAAAAUUCAUCUGCGCUCUCAUACGGGCGAAAGACCAUACCAGUGCCAGUAUCCAGGCUGCAACCGGGCGUUUAGCAACUCGAGCGACAGGGCCAAGCACCAACGGACCCAUCAAGAAACUAAACCCUACGCCUGCACGGUCAAGGAUUGUUCGAAGCGCUACACAGAUCCAAGCUCUUUGAGGAAACAUCUGAAGAGUCAUGCAGUGACAGACGGGACUCGCAAAAAAUUGAAAUGUGAAUCGGACUUUUCUGAUCCUGCCGAUCUGAAGUCAUCAGAUUUGUGCGACGUGGAGCCGAAAACAAGUUUCUCUCAACACGGAAGUUUCGACCGGAAUGAAGUCUCCGUCGACUCAUCCCGUUCGGGCUCGAUGGCACCUAUUCAGCUCCCGCUGAAUGUUAUGGUGACUCAAUCGCAAGGCCCGCAGCUCUCAAUAGAUCAAGGAUAUCUCGCAUCGGUCCGAGCUCCGCGGUACUCAACGCUUCUGUCCACGUCCUUGCGAGGCAGCGAUGUCGUCCUGAACGAUGAAUUCGGUUUGGCCGACUUCGAUCGCUCCUCUCAUCAGGAUUCUUCUUUGGCGGGAAAGUUCGAGAGCGGCACGACAGUUCGGACCGUCGGACAGGUUGAUCGCAAUCCAGAAGAUACCUUCGAAACCUGUCCUGGACACCCCGUUACAAAAGACGGGGUGACUGAAAAUCUCUUCGCGAGCUAUCAGUCGCCGUCGCCGUUGCCACCCUUCGACGCGUUCUACAUUUCAAAUCCCUACGAUUCUUUCCACGGAUCCUGA
This is a messenger RNA of Galendromus occidentalis (western predatory mite), 2244 nucleotides long. Its product is annotated as zinc finger protein GLIS3-like. The record is from RefSeq and is a predicted model, not a curated record. The transcript is spliced from 8 exons. NCBI's taxonomy places the organism in Eukaryota, Metazoa, Arthropoda, Arachnida, Mesostigmata, Phytoseiidae. The coding region runs from base 1 to 2244 and encodes 747 amino acids.